Molecule: messenger RNA, 1376 nt
Organism: Rubroshorea leprosula
Lineage: Eukaryota; Viridiplantae; Streptophyta; Magnoliopsida; Malvales; Dipterocarpaceae
Source: the annotation of a GenBank genome assembly
AGUAAAAAUGCUCAGCUACCGGCCGGCCUAUGAAGGACAGAAAUUUCCAUUAUAUACACGCAUGAAAUCUUCCUCUCUUCUUCGCGUAGAAUUCCCUUUGUUUAGAUCAUAAACCUGUGCAUCGAUAUCCUUUCAUGGAAGCACACAAUUACUUCUCCAUAUUUUCUUUCCUUCUCCUCUCCUUUGUCUCAGGUCAUGAGCAGUUGGUGCAGCUGCCGACAGAUAGCCUUGCCUUGGCUAUGAGACCCAACAAGCUCUUUGUAUUUGGUGAUUCGUAUGCAGAUACCGGCAACCUCGAUUUUCAAGCCUAUUCUUGGAAUGAUCCGUAUGGAAUCACAUUUCCUGGUGUGCCGGCCGGUCGUUUCUCCAACGGCCGUGUAUUUACAGAUUUCUUAGCGGAGUACUUGAAAAUCGAGACACCACUUCCAUACACGUUAUGGGCCUUCUUGCAACGAUUCACUAAUACAAACAUACAAUUACAACAAUGCUUGGAUGAGGAGCUGACAUAUGGAAUGAACUUCGCAUAUGGAGGGACAGGCGUGUUUGCUGAACGACCAAACAUGACGACUCAGAUCGAUUACUUUGAGUAUAUCGUCAACCAGUCUGUGUACACUGAGAGCGAGCUCAACUCUUCUAUGGCCUUUGUCAGCCUCGCAGGCAAUGACUACUCAAUACUACAAGGGGUUUAUGAGACCUUGGACGAAUUGGAAUCCUACGUUAAACAAGUGGUAGAUCAACUUGCAAUCAACCUGAAACGCAUUUAUAACUUGGGAAUUAUGAAAGUAGCAGUGAAUACCCUGGAACCCUUAGGCUGUCUCCCUGAGAACGCCAUGACAUUUCAAGAGUGCAAUAGAACCAUUAACGUCCUUUCCGACAUCCACAACCUAUACCUGCGAGAAGCUGUGUACAAAUUGAACAACGAAACCAACAGCACUUCCAACUUCAUCACUCUUGAUCUUUACACUGCAUUCAAUACUGCUACUGCAACGUUUGAGAAUCCAUAUGAGGCAUGUUGUGUUGGAACAAGCAGCGAAUUAGUGUGUGGAAGUGUGGAUGCGAAUGGGGAAAGGCAGUACACAGUGUGUGAUGAUCCUAAUAUCAGUUUCUUUUGGGACUUCGCGCAUCCGUCGCAGCGGGGGUGGGAAGCUGUGUUUUCUACUCCUGCUAUGCAGGAAAGUCUGGAACAAAUUAAAAGUCUCUCUCUAAAAUUUAAGUAGGAUGCACUUGGAUUCUAGCUUUUAUGUGUAAUAAAAAGCUUUCUUGCACGUUUUGAUGGGAUUCGAUGUAUUAACGCUGUUGUGAUCGCACCUAAGAUAGUAUGUAAGUUAAAACUAUUUAGACUUACUGAUUGGUGAUCUAUCCCAACUCACGGUUCC